AUGAUGGAUAUGUUCAAGGACAGAUUGGUCCAUUUCAUGAAAGAUAUGAAUUUUGAUAAUAUUUUACAACAUUUAAAUGUCCCUGAUAUAACUGGUUUAACAACAACACAAGAAAAUCAAUUAAUCGAAAUAUCCAGUAAUUCUAAUUUAAAAAGAGUUUUCAAAGAAUCUUCUUUGUCUUCUUUUUGGUUGAGUAUAAGACAAGACUAUCCAGAAAUAUCGGACUCAGCAAUAAGGCCAUUGAUGCUUUUUUCAACAACUUAUCUCUGUGAAAAAGGAUUUUCAGCUAAUGUGUACACAAAAAAUAAAUAUAGAAAUCGAUUAAAUAUAGAAUCAGAUUUACGUAUUCAACUUUCUAAUAUAGAUCCUAAAAUACCAGAUUUAGUAUUAAAGAAACAACACCAUCCAUCACAUUAA
Messenger RNA from Myzus persicae (green peach aphid), 417 nucleotides. Its product is annotated as protein FAM200A-like. Lineage: Eukaryota; Metazoa; Arthropoda; Insecta; Hemiptera; Aphididae. The transcript has 2 exons. The record is from RefSeq and is a predicted model, not a curated record. Gene Ontology annotation, molecular function: protein dimerization activity. The coding region runs from base 1 to 417 and encodes 138 amino acids.